Messenger RNA from Danio rerio (zebrafish), 1983 nucleotides. It is a transcript of the gene gnai2b, whose product is annotated as guanine nucleotide binding protein (G protein), alpha inhibiting activity polypeptide 2b. The record is from RefSeq and is marked provisional. Gene Ontology annotation, cellular component: plasma membrane; heterotrimeric G-protein complex; centrosome. Gene Ontology annotation, biological process: G protein-coupled receptor signaling pathway; adenylate cyclase-modulating G protein-coupled receptor signaling pathway; signal transduction. Gene Ontology annotation, molecular function: metal ion binding; G-protein beta/gamma-subunit complex binding; guanyl nucleotide binding. Lineage: Eukaryota; Metazoa; Chordata; Actinopteri; Cypriniformes; Danionidae.
UUUCUUUGAAGUUUGACGCGCGCACGCUUCCAUCAUGGGCUGCACGGUGAGCGCGGAGGACAAGGCGGCCGCAGAGAGAUCAAAGAUGAUCGACAAAAACCUGCGGGAGGAUGGAGAGAAGGCGGCGAGGGAGGUGAAGCUGCUCCUGCUCGGUGCGGGUGAAUCAGGGAAGAGCACCAUUGUCAAACAGAUGAAAAUCAUUCAUGAAGACGGAUACUCAGAAGACGAAUGCAAGCAGUACCGAGCCGUGGUUUACAGCAACACCAUCCAGUCCAUAAUGGCCAUCAUUAAAGCCAUGAGCAACCUGAAGAUCGACUACGGGGAAAGUGCACGUGUGGAUGAUGCGCGGCAACUGUUUGCGCUGUCUGCGGCUGCGGAGGAGCAGGGGAUCCUGACUGACGAUCUGGCCAAUGUGAUCCGCAGACUGUGGGCCGAUAGCGGCGUUCAGGGCUGCUUCUCCAGAUCCAGAGAAUAUCAGCUCAAUGACUCCGCUGCUUACUAUCUGAAUGAUCUGGACAGAAUAGCGCGCUCAGACUACAUUCCCACCCAGCAGGACGUGUUGAGGACCCGAGUGAAAACCACAGGCAUCGUGGAGACUCACUUCACCUUCAAAGACCUGCACUUCAAGAUGUUUGAUGUCGGAGGUCAAAGGUCAGAGAGGAAGAAGUGGAUUCACUGUUUUGAAGGAGUGACGGCCAUCAUCUUCUGUGUGGCUCUGAGCGCUUAUGACCUGGUGCUGGCAGAAGACGAGGAGAUGAACCGCAUGCAUGAAAGCAUGAAGCUGUUCGACUCCAUCUGUAACAACAAGUGGUUCACCGAGACCUCCAUCAUCCUCUUCCUCAACAAGAAAGAUCUGUUCGAGGAGAAGAUCACGCGCAGCCCACUCACCAUCUGCUUUCCAGAAUAUUCAGGAGCCAAUAAAUACGACGAGGCUGCCAGUUACAUCCAGACCAAGUUCGAGGAUCUCAACAAGAAAAAGGACACCAAGGAGAUUUACACCCACUUCACCUGUGCUACUGACACUAAGAACGUGCAGUUUGUGUUUGACGCCGUUACUGACGUCAUUAUCAAGAACAACCUGAAGGACUGUGGCCUCUUUUAAUGACAGCAGCCCCGGAGAAUCAUGAGGAUGGUGUCUAUUCAUUUGAUGGACCUGGUCAGUGGGUUAGACUGCUAGACUGCCUUCAAACACCUAUCAGAAUCGUAAUGUGUUUUUUUAAUUUUUAUUUUUUUUAUUGUGACAACCCGAAAUGGACGAGUCGUGAACAAGGAAAAGAGAAACUUCACCCAGUUCCAGCACACCAUCCUCCUUUCCUGAAUCUUGUUUUUAAAUCAGUCUCAGUGUGUACAUAUUUAAUUUUCAGCCCAGCGAUGAGUGGAGAGUCGGGAUUAUUCUUUUUUUUUUUCUUUGUUUGUUUCUAUUGAGCUUUUAGGGCAUGUUUUUUGACAGCGGGGUCGGGCGCACACUUCUUUUAUGGAUGUGCUAAUUUUAUCGAACUCAAAAUGCUUCUUUUGUAAAGUAAAUGUGAGCACAGAAAGAAAACGAGACAUCUCUUUUUCUUUUUUGUAAAACAUCAGCACCGAAUCCUCAUCCCACACUCAAUCUGUAUAUUGUUGCAUGACGGACCAUCCGAACCUGCUCGAAAAAGCUCCAAAACACACAGCGUGACGUCCCUUUACACUCUCUAUAGCGUCAUCUCUGUCCACUAACGUGUAAAUAUAUAUUGUGUCCGCCCUCACAUUUCCCUGUCCUCAUUGCUGUACACCAUCUUCCUUUGGCGCGAUGUCUGUGCCUUGUUUUCACUGUCUGUAGAUCAUAGGGCUGUUUUUAUUCACUCUAUCAAAUGGAAAGUGUACAAGUGUUGAGCACAUUUUAAGAGCUAAAUAAUAAUAAUAAUAAUAAAACUAGACUACAGUCUUUGGGUUAUUAUCUGAAUUCCUUACUAAUUAUUUCAUUGGAAAUAAAAGUUGAUAUGUAAGAUA